AAAUAUUUUGUUUCACUGGUUUGAAUAGGUCGAAAAUUGGAACGAACACCUAGAAUUGGAAUUUUGUGAUAAAAUUAGAAGAAAACUAAAAUCAUGACUCCACCAUUCUUAUAAAUUUGUAAACACAGAGAAAUUGUGAAACCAAAUCAAUCAAGGGAGGUCGAAGAAAAUGAGCGGCGAAGCAGCGAAGACUGUGUGCGUCACUGGUGGCUCUGGAUACAUAGCUUCUUGGAUUGUUAAAUUCCUUCUCCAACGAGGUUACAUCGUCAAAGCCAGUGUUCGAAAUCCAGCUGAUCCAAUCAAAACUGCCCAUUUGCUUUCACUGGAUGGAGCUGCUGAGAGACUUCAUCUCUUUAAAGCCAAUCUCCUAGAAGAAGGUUCCUUUGAUUCUGCUAUUGAGGGUUGUCAAGGGGUUUUUCAUACUGCUUCUCCCUUUUUCCAUAAUGUUUCAGAUCCUCAGGCUGAACUUAUUGAUCCUGCAUUGAAAGGGACACUGAACGUUCUAAAGUCAGUAGCAAAAUCGUCAUCUGUCAAGCGAGUUGUCUUGACAUCUUCUAUGGCUGCUGUUGCUUAUAAUGGACAGCCUCGCAAUCCUGAUACAGUAAUUGAUGAAACUUGGUUUUCUAACCCUGAGAUUUGUAAGGAACUGAAGCUUUGGUAUGUGCUCUCCAAAACUUUAGCCGAGGAGGCAGCCUGGAAUUUUGUAAGAGAAAAGGGAAUAGAUAUGGUUACAAUAAACCCGGCUAUGGUUAUUGGUCCAUUAUUGCAGCCAACACUGAAUACUAGUGCCGAAGCUAUUUUGAACUUAAUAUCCGGAGCACAAACAUUUCCAAAUUCCACAUUUGGAUGGGUUAAUGUCAAAGAUGUUGCUAAUGCACACAUUCUAGCUUAUGAGGUUCCAUCAGCCAAUGGAAGAUACUGUCUGGUUGAAAGCGUGAUUCACUAUUCAGGAAUUGUCAAGAUAUUGCAUGAUCUCUACCCUUCACUUCAACUUCCAGACAAGUGUGCCGAUGACAAACCGUUUACACCCGUGUAUCAAGUCUCAGUUGAGAAAGCAAAGAACUUGGGCAUUCAAUUCAUUCCCUUAGUAGAAAGCCUGAAGGAAACUGUUGAGAGCUUGAAGGAAAAGAAUUUUAUCAACUUCUAAACUUUUAGGUAUCUUGAGAGCCAUGAAAUUGUUUGAAUUUUCUGACAGAAAAUGAUUUAGGUAAAAAAGUAAGUGCUUUGUGUGAGGCCUUGGAAUUGAAGCUUUACUCGAUGACUUCUAUGAUUUUCUAUUAGUUAAGUGUAAUAAAAUUCUUCAUGUCA
Messenger RNA from Cucumis melo (muskmelon), 1308 nucleotides. RefSeq names its product phenylacetaldehyde reductase-like. Lineage: Eukaryota; Viridiplantae; Streptophyta; Magnoliopsida; Cucurbitales; Cucurbitaceae. Gene Ontology annotation, molecular function: oxidoreductase activity, acting on the CH-OH group of donors, NAD or NADP as acceptor. The record is from RefSeq and is a predicted model, not a curated record. The transcript has 6 exons. Bases 170 to 1147 code for a protein of 325 amino acids.